AUGUCACUUUUAUUAAAGUCUUUUCGUAUUAAUAAUAAUCAAAUUAUAUUAUUUUCUUCUUCCACUAUUAGAUUUGAAUCAAUACAAUUUAAUAGGUCAAUGAAAAGAAACACAAGUUCUUCGACAACAUAUAAUAAAAAGCAUUUAAUUCCUACUUCUGGAACAUAUCCCAAAGGAUUUAAAGCAACAG
Messenger RNA from Entrophospora candida, 190 nucleotides. The record is from the annotation of a GenBank genome assembly. Lineage: Eukaryota; Fungi; Glomeromycota; Glomeromycetes; Entrophosporales; Entrophosporaceae.